Cydia strobilella is the source of this 1965-nucleotide messenger RNA. RefSeq lists its product as uncharacterized. The record is from RefSeq and is a predicted model, not a curated record. Gene Ontology annotation, molecular function: phosphatase activity. The transcript has 6 exons. The coding region runs from base 77 to 988 and encodes 303 amino acids. Lineage: Eukaryota; Metazoa; Arthropoda; Insecta; Lepidoptera; Tortricidae.
UAGAGCUUAUAAACGCACGCUCUAGUCCUAAAUAUAAAAUAAUAUAAUUUAUAUAAUUAUAAAAAAGGUGUUAAUAAUGGCCCCUGUGAAUCUAACUACAGUGAAUUCCGAUGGCUUUAAGCGGUUUUUGGACUCGUUUGAUCAUGUGUUCUCCGAUUGCGACGGUGUACUUUGGUUAACGCAAGCAAUAUUACCAGGAGUAGGCGACUUUUUCAGAUUAAUGAAAGAAAAUGGAAAAACAGUACAUUUUGUUUCCAAUAAUAGUAUGCGAUCAAGAGGAAACUAUAGAGCAUUGUUCGAGAAAGCUGGUGUCUCACACGGGUUUGACAGUCUGAUAACUCCCUCUGUAGCAAUGGUCGAAUAUCUUAAGUCAGUUAAUUUUGACAAGCACGUAUAUUGUUUAACAUGUGAAGAAACAAUAAAGAUGCUGGAAGUGAACGGAUUCAAAACCAAAUAUGGACCAGAUGUGUGCCACAAAUUCCUCGAUAACUUCGCGGACUUCACGCAGUACCUGAUCGACGACGCCGACAUCGGGGCAGUGGCGUUCGAUAGCGACUACAAGGUGAACCUGCCCAAGAUGUACAAGGCCGCCACGUACCUGAGGAGGCCCGAAGUGCUCUUUAUGAACGGCCCGACGGAUAAGUUCGUGCCGUUGAAGGGACAAAUGACAAUAGGUGUGGCAUUCGCUGCCGAAUUGGUGUCGGAAUUAGUAAACAGGGAGCCCAUCGGUUUGGGGAAGCCGUCAAAGAACUUCGGAGUGCUCGGGAUGAGACGAGCGGGGGUGACUGACCCUAGUAGAGUGUUGUUUAUCGGAGACACGCUCGAGCAAGACGUGCGCCUAGGCAAGAACACUGGCUUCAAAACAUUGCUGGUGCUAACUCAGCACACGGAACAGAUAAUGAUGGCUGAACCUGUCGCCCUGCAACCAGACUUCUUUGCCCCGUCUUUAGGAACUAUAGUACCUAAGUUUACAUACGUGAAAAACUAGCAGCGGGACUUUUUGGGUUAAAACAUGGACCCGAUUUUGAUUUGACAUUUGUUUAGGUACGGUUUAGACUGUUUUGGUACGACCUAGAACAGUGGUUCCUAACCUUUUUAGUACUGUCACCCCUUUGACCAACUAGAGAACUCAAUUUUACCCCUCCUCCAUAAUCAUUAAUAUUUUUUCUUACAGAUAGGUACCCCAAAAUAUUUAUCAGUACGGUUUUUACUCACUAUUAUUUUUAGUCGCCGCCGCCGCGUACACUCGUGCCUGAGGAUGGAUUCCCAAAGAAUCCGAAACAUGUCGCCAAAAGCGACUAAAAAUAAUAGUGAGUAAAAACCGUACUGAUAGAUAUUUUGAAAUAUGUCUCACGAUAGUUUAAGUGAGAUAGGUACCCCCGUAAAAUGCCAGUUUUACCCCCACGGGGGUAAUUAUCCCCAGGUUAGGAACCGCUGAUCUAGACGAUUGUCUUGGUGAUUGGUGCGCAUGCGCAUCUAACACACGACUUCCAUAGCAUUUUGGAAAGUCGUAUCAAAACCGUAAAAAAUGUUACAUCAGAAUCGUCCUCAUAGCUUUUCCGGAAGAAGGCAUGUAACUUGUAUACAUAUAUUGUAUAAUAUUAUAUGUAGGUUUAUUAAGUACAUUUGAAUUUACAUAUCAAAACCUGUCACUAGACUUAAUCAGCUAAGGAAUUGUGAGUUUCAAAGGAAUAUUCCAAUAUAGAAUUAUUUUAUAUAAAAAGAUCUUAUUUCAUGCAGGGUGUACUGAAGGACAAAUGCCUAUAUUGUAACCGCGGGAGUUAUGUAUUGUGCUAGCUUUUUUUUAUAAUGUCACUAAUUCAUACAAACCACGUAGCGUAAAUAAGUUUUACUUUUAAAAUACUGACGUUUAUAAUUUAAUAGAUUUGUUUAUUUAUUUAUUCAUAAUUGUAAUAUAAUUAUAAUUUUAGGUUAUUUUUAUUAAAUAAAGCAGUUUUAAAUAUA